UAAAAAAUGUAGAUUAUGGUGACUUGGCUGCAUACCCUCCCGCGCAAACGACUAGACUCGUCAGCUGCCGAGAAAGUAAGGCGUUGGUCAGAUCCUCUGCAAGUAUCUAACGGUCGGCGCAUCUAUCUCAACGGACUGACAGCAGCUCAGGUCCGUCAAUUCCCGAAAAUGAAAAUUCUACUCGUCAUCACGAUAUUUGCGGCAACGGCUUGGGCAGCCGAUCCAUGGCCAAACCGCAUUCCCGACAACUUGGCGUUAUGUUACGUAAACAAAACCAUCAGCGACCAAUUCCGCCGGAUGCCCGCAUCCAUAGAGAACUUGGUAGCCCUCAUCCGAAAAGUCGAAGCUCAUCCCGACACCGCUCUAUGGCCGAUUGGAAAGAUGGCCAGCACACUAAUCCACAGAUUUCGUUACGAUGGAAUCAUUGACAUUCCUGAUGGUGCUGGACCCGACGUUGUUCCGGUCGUCAACGAACGCGCUGAAAGUGACAAAUACCGCCUCCAAUGGAAGCUAGUACCUGGAACAGCUUCCGACUUCCCGGAAUCCUCAUUGACCAUGGAAGAAAAGUGUUCACUGCACUGGAUGCUAUCUUACACGGUUAACCACACGGCGAGUGCAGAAAAAACCGCACCACCUGUUUCUCGGUCCUUCGCCAACCCCCAGCAGCCAGCCGCCGAUUCUGAACCUGACCAUUCUCAUCACGUGGAAGAAGAUGUCGUAGAGAAUGAGAAUCAACCUGAUGAGGAUCUCGUGGAACCGGAGCACGAUCACGAAGGUGUUGAACAUGAGGAAGAGGUGCCAGUUGAUGAGCCGGUAGAUGAGCCGGUAGAUGAGCCAGUAGAUGAGCCAGUAGAUGAGCCAGUAGAUGAGCCAGUAGAUGAGCCAGUAGAUGAGCCAGUAGAUGAGCCAGUAGAGGAGCCAGAUGUGGAACUGACAGAAGAUGUACCAGAAGAUUUACCCGAAGACACGGAAAAUAUCUUUGGAGAAGAUACCGUAGAGACUGGGGGUGAAGACUACGGCCCAGUUGAUGACAAUAGCGAAAGUGAAUCAGACGGCUGGAAGCGUAAGCGUCGCCAAACUGAAACCUUGGCCGCUCAGCCAAUGGAAGUCGGUAUCGUUCACACCAAGUAUGGCACAGUAGCAGCUGGCCCGGUCCUGACUGGUAUCGCUGCCGGAAGUGAACCUCAAAGCGCUCCGUUGAAAGAGCUCAUCAAAGAUCCGCAAAUGGAACUUUCGCCAAGCUCACUGGAGAGGGUUGUUCAGAGUAUUUGGGUGGCUACGCUCGCAGGUGAUAUUGCACAAACUUCUCUUCUGAGAACACCCAAGAACCUUCCAAGUUUCGGACCACGAGGACAGUGGAAUUGCACACUGUGCCCGCGUGAGUACAAGCUGGAAACCAGAGAACAUUCCAUGUUGACCAACGCCGAAUUUUAUGGUGGUGUUGAUGGUUUGCUGAUGGCUCAACGUAUGGCUACCUGGGAUUCGAGCAGCUAUUUGAAACUUUCGGCCGUCCUGGAAAUGUACUAUUCUGAGACUGGUAUCCAUGGUGACUCAAAGUUCCGCGCUUGCAACCGCCUCUACAAUUACAGAGACUCAGAUAUUGUAGAUCAGGCCAUGCUCAAAGAACAGUCUCUUAACGCUGCUUUGGUCCUGUACUCACGCGGCAUUGACGGCGCUCCGACUGUUCUUCCCGGAGUUAAACCUGCGGAUCAAAUCGGCCAAUAUGUCAACACAACCAUGAACGAAAUUAAUUCUUUUUUGGACCAAUACCUAAGCAACUCAAACAUCGUAGAUUUCACCCAGUGCAAAGGACCUUACGCCCUAUCGACGGCCGAAGCUACACCAGCCACUUACACUGAUCUUACCUUCGUAUUCGAUCAAAUCGCGGAUGCCAAAAGCCUUUACAGCCAGAAAGAUCUCGCUGCAGCUUUAGCUUUGGCGUUGGAUGUCCAACUGGGCGGCAGCCGAAUGGAAGCUGUGUCAAGUAAAGACGGAACUCCUUUCCUGGAUCUCAACGCUACUCGCAAUCGAGCCGAAUUAGCUUGCAAAUUCAUCAGCCUCCCUAUUGGAACCAGUGAACGUCGUGUAGCUGACACUUUGGAUCGAACUCGCACUCGUAUUUUGGCCGAAAGGUCUUCAGAAAAGGCCAACAAAAUUGGUGGCACCAACACUCGCGCCAUCCUAUUUUUCGUGACCACCAGCAUCUCAAACGAGAAAGACAAAAUCAAAUCUGUUUUGUUGAAAAUGCUCGGCGAAAUGCCAGAUGUUCACAUCAUGUUCGCCACUUUGGGCAAUCCCGAAGAACUUCGUCCAUUUGUAGCCAAUUUCGAUCGCGACAUUAUCCGCAUGACCCAGUUCACUAAGUAUCACGAAGCUGCCCCCGAAAUCGCCAAGCGCUUAGCUACAGUCGGUGCUCGUCUGACAUAUCCCGAGUGCAAAGACAUUAGUUCUAGCUCCAACUCCACUGAGGCCAAAUAUAUGUACACAGGACUCCUCAACACUUACACCACCCAAUACUUCCGUCUGGGCCCAGAAAGUUUUUACAGCAGCAACGAACUGCGCUUGUGGUUCAAGAGCACGUACGGCAUGGCAAGGUUCUGCGUUUCGACCACUAAGGAACGUCCAGGAAACGGAGAUCUCUGCAAGACCGCAUUGAAAGCCGGUGAAACCGUCGAGUUUAAAUUCAUGCAGCCGUGUGGUAAAAUGGUACCGGAUCAGUGUUCAAACAUCUACAUUUCGGCUGCUCCCACCAACAUUAACGACGAUUUGCCCUGCGCAGAUAAAGACUGCCAUACGCCGGAUCAAGUCAAAUUCACGUUCAGCCACUCCGGCAUGCGUUGCAACAGCGCUGUGGCAGGCGCAGUUCUGUCUCAUUUGACUCUAGCUUUAGCUGCAUUGAUGACUUGGUUCCUCAAUCGUUAACAGCGCAGAAGCCUAAAAAUAAGCAUUAAAAUAACAGAAUAGAUUGUUUUAACAACCCAUGAUGAUCAAUCAAUGAAAAUAACACAAAAUAACAUCCCAAGUAGUCCGAAAAAUCUUUCAUUAAAAAAAAAAAGGAAAAAUACACGUGUGAAAAAAAGACAAA
Messenger RNA from Daphnia pulex (common water flea), 3085 nucleotides. RefSeq lists its product as uncharacterized. The transcript has 18 exons. Lineage: Eukaryota; Metazoa; Arthropoda; Branchiopoda; Diplostraca; Daphniidae. The coding region runs from base 16 to 2922 and encodes 968 amino acids. The record is from RefSeq and is a predicted model, not a curated record.